Rhipicephalus microplus (southern cattle tick) is the source of this 773-nucleotide messenger RNA. RefSeq lists its product as uncharacterized. Lineage: Eukaryota; Metazoa; Arthropoda; Arachnida; Ixodida; Ixodidae. The record is from RefSeq and is a predicted model, not a curated record.
GUGCACGCAGAAAGCGGGGAAGAGAAUCAGUCCAGUUUCUGCCACGCUCCCGCAAUGCGAUUCCUUCGCGGGAUCAGCUUGAGUCUGCUGUUCCACGGAAUGCUAGCGACCAGCGGUGUGCAAGCAGCAGGUUUCCAAACAGAUGGCGAGUGGUUUCGAAAAUCGCUACUUCUGGAUCAGCUUCACGGUACUGAAGGACGGCUUUAUGCAUUGCAACUCCAGAAAAGGACUAUGAUCGAUGACCACAGAGUUUCUCUACUUCAACAUCUAGUUCAGGCACAACUGACCAGGACAGCCCAUUUGGAAAAACAUCUGCCAUACAGUCGUAUUACUCGUCUCGCAGACUACGCAAACUACGACAUCAUGAAGCGCUCAAGGUUGCUACGAAGGACCCCACCGAUAAGUGACACCUUGAAAGAAACCCCACACGUAACUUUAGAAUCCAGGUGGCAAUCAAACGUAUAUGAUCCACUUCAUGCUGAGAUAAAAACUCGAUUCAGAAGAGACGCCCACAAUACCACUCUGCGGCGACCAAAGCGUUACAUCUGGCCAUUUUUGGCCCUCAGCUGGCUCUAUUUGCCAUACUUAUACUCGGGAUUAUAUAGUUAUUCUGCUUUAUAUUCGCCGUUUUAUUACAGGUACCCUUACUACACAUAUGGAUACGGGUACUACCCAUACAGGUUCGUCUAUCCAGUUUAUGUGAACCCUGUCCAACCGACAGCCACCACAGCAGCACCCGCCGCGGCGCGCUAAUGUGGUCCUUCCAUUCGUGA